UCUCUCUCUCUCUCUCUCUCUCUCUCUCUCUCUCUCUAACAUUGUGUAAGCAAUUCUAAAACAAAAUCACACGAACCAGACCACCAUUACAUAGAUCUCUUCGCUCUUUCAUACGUUUCGCACUUCCCCAUUCUUAUAUUCUUUGUCGCCUAUAUUUACUCCCACACUCCUGGAUUCGUUUCUAUAUAUCUUUCUCUAUCAGAUACAGACACACCAAGUGCAAAGUCCUUUUCUCAAUUAAUCAAUAAAAGUAUUGGGUCAAAUAUCAGCUGCGAUAUCACUAGUUAUUGUUGUUGGAUGCUCUCUUUUUCUCACCGGUUCAUGGUAUGUUCUACUUCAAUGUUUUCCCCCUUGUUUACUCAAUCAGUUUGUUCUAGAUCUUUCAAUUAGUUUCGUUAUUAGGAGUCUUUUUGAUACUCAUCUCAAUCACCCAUGUUAUAUGAUAUCAAUUCGUAAUUGCGUUUCUGCUGUUUUAUACAUAUUGAUUGGUUUUUUAUUAUAUUCGUCUUUAAAGCCUUCGUGUUAGAUGCGUCCUGGGUGCAAGAAGGCUCUUAAAGGACUUUAUGAGCCAUAAAACAACAUACCCACAACCAAAAUCUCAUAGUUUUGUGUUAUUAAGAUACAAUCUUUGAUUAUUAUUAUUAUUAUUCCCAAUGGAGGAAGGAAAAGAUCCUCCUACAACAGUUAUAAGUAGGUCAAACCAAUCUAGGGCUUUACCACAAAGACUUGUUCAAUUACUCUCCUUAUUUCUACUUUUAUGUUUUGCCAUAUCAUUAUUUAGUAUAUAUAUGAUCCGUAAAACCGGAGGAGUAACAACAGUGACAUCAGCAAUCCCCAUGUUGCAACCAUGUAUACAAGCACAACCAAAGAACAAUCUUGACCAUUGGAUCACACCUCCUUCGAAUCUUGUCCACACAAUGAGUGAUAAAGAGCUAUUUUGGAGAGCUUCAUUCGUUCCACAGUUAAAAAAGUAUCCAUUUGCAAGAGUCCCAAAGAUUGCCUUUAUGUUCUUGACUAAAGGCCCAUUACCAUUGGCUCCUUUGUGGGAGAGGUUCUUUAAGGGGCACAACAGUCUUUAUUCCAUUUACAUUCAUUCACUUCCAUCAUUUCAAGCUCGUUUUCCAUCAACAUCUGUUUUUUAUCAGAGACAGAUACCAAGUCAGAUAGCGGAAUGGGGUAGAAUGAGCAUGUGUGAUGCGGAAAGGAGACUCCUAGCCAACGCCCUUCUGGACAUCUCAAACGAAUACUUCAUUCUUGUAUCGGAAUCAUGCAUUCCACUCUACAACUUCACCAUAACAUAUCGUUACAUAACACGAUCCAAAUACAGUUUCAUGGGCGCCUUUGAUGACCCGGGCCCAUUCGGGCGGGGCCGCUACAACCCGAACAUGCUGCCCGAAGUCAACAUUUCCCAAUGGAGAAAAGGCGCUCAGUGGUUUGAAGUCAACCGAAAACUGGCAUCCAUUAUCAUAUCUGAUGUCACAUUUUACCCAAAAUUCCUCCAGUUUUGUAGGCCCGCUUGUUAUGUUGAUGAGCAUUAUUUUCCGACUUUGUUAACAAUCCAGGCACCGAAACUGCUUGCAAACAGGAGUUUGACUUGGGUUGACUGGUCCAGGGGUGGGCCCCACCCUGCGACGUUUGGGGCGAUGGAUAUUAAUGAGGAAUUUAUGAAGAAACUUCAUGAAGGUCGGGAAUGUGUUUAUAAUGAUAAGCCGUCUUUGAUGUGUUAUAUGUUUGCAAGGAAAUUUGCUCCAAGUACUUUGGAAAGGCUGCUUCGUUUUGCUCCUGAAUUUUUGGGGUAUUGAUUGGAAUUGGAAUUGGAAUUGGAAUUUGAAUUGGAAUUGGAAAGGUUUAAGACAGUUUUGUGGGAUAUAUCAAAUGAAUAGUUUCUUAAUGUGAGGUUUUUUUGUAUUUUAUAUUAGUUUUAAACGGAAUCAGAAAACUGCUUUUAAUUUGGUUGAACAUGUUGACAAUGUCAGCAAAACUGCGAAAACAAGAAGCUUCUUCAAAAAAUUUCUAAAGAAACUUUUAUUUGUGGGUUUGGUACAUAAAUUGGUAAUAAGUUGAAAGAACUGUUUUAUUGUAAGAGACUUCAAAAUCUUUUAUUUAUAAGUUGACGUGAAUGGUUUUUUUUUUUUGAAAAGUUUUUUCAGGAGUUUGUAUGGAAUCUGUGGAUACGUUGUAUAUAAUUUUCAACUUAAUAUAAAUUGUAAAUGCGAUGUCAUGUG
Lactuca saligna is the source of this 2225-nucleotide messenger RNA. The record is from the annotation of a GenBank genome assembly. Lineage: Eukaryota; Viridiplantae; Streptophyta; Magnoliopsida; Asterales; Asteraceae.